ACCACUGAAUACAACCAUUUAAUAGAUGUCUAUAGUCUGGAACUCAUUGGAGCGAAAAUAUUUGGUUUCGAUUCCGACGAUAUCAGAGACGGAGUAUUUGAGUUCGAUUUUAACAGUAUUAUUAACUUUAAUCUGCGGCUAAAAUUGGUUCAAAUGUACACUUUAUUGGUGUCAAUGAGUGUUAGUAUAUAUACAGAGAAUUGUGAAGAGAUUAAGGAUAUAUGGAAACAAAGGCCCGAAUGUGAAAUAUUGGUCAAAUUGUCUUAUCGGGGAAUUAUUUUCGGGCAAAUAGCCAACCUGAUUAAUAGUGGUACUAAAAUGUGCAGAAUAGACACCAGCUGUAUCAUAAAUGGUCAAAAUCGGCAAAUGAUCAGAGACGGUCGAGUACUGCCCAAUUUUCAAAUCACUCGCCUAUUGCUUAUAGCAUUAACAAAAGGUGAUUCACAUAAUGAUUGGUCGAUCACA
Molecule: messenger RNA, 465 nt
Organism: Medioppia subpectinata
Lineage: Eukaryota; Metazoa; Arthropoda; Arachnida; Sarcoptiformes; Oppiidae
Source: the annotation of a GenBank genome assembly